Molecule: messenger RNA, 6219 nt
Organism: Hippoglossus stenolepis (Pacific halibut)
Lineage: Eukaryota; Metazoa; Chordata; Actinopteri; Pleuronectiformes; Pleuronectidae
Gene: rabgap1l
Product: RAB GTPase activating protein 1-like
Exons: 26
Coding region: 455-3565 (1036 amino acids)
Source: RefSeq, a predicted model, not a curated record
UGACAGCUCUGUCUUCCGCACCUCUGUCCGUCCUACACCCGCAGGUACGAGCCGCGGGGGCCGCAGGGUGGGUGUCCUCCUCCUCUCCCGUCGGUCCUGCCCCGGAGCCGGGCGGGGUGUCGCUGAGGGAGAGAGGGAGAGAGAGAGCCCCGCUCCUCCGCCUCUGCUGCUCCAACUGUUUCUGGACUUUGGGCUGGUUAGCGUUAGCCAAACUUAGCUUUAGCUCGCAACGCAUAGCACCGCACACUUCCUGUUUGGGCUCCGCUCACCUGUUAGCUAGCUGUCAGCGACCUGCUUUACUCCAAAACCCCAUUUUUUUUGUGUGUAAAACAGCGGCGAGGAUCCCACUUCAGUGACUGUAACGGAUUGUGUACAGAGCUGGGGCGAACAGGAGAGGGAAGGGGAGAGCUUGAACCCUGGUCUCCCCCGCUGACCCUGAGUAAACCAGCCAGCCAUGGAUGACAGCUCCUCACUGGGAAAAGUCAGCAGCUCCACCGAGUCCGUGGCCACCGUCACCAGUGAGGAGUUUGUUCUGGUACAGCCCAGUGCAGCAGGGUCACCACAGGGCUCUGAGGGCAAACCGAGACUCAAGAUGUCUUGGAAUGGAAGCGAGCAGCUGGAAAGAGCCAUGGAGGACGUGCUGGAUGAUGAUGAUGAUGAUCAGGUGAAGGUGGAGGUGGAGAAGAGCAGCGUGGAAAAAAUGGAGAAGCACAAGGACCCAGAGAGCCAAGUCCUGGAGCCACCGCCUCCAGAAGCAUGUCCAGCACCGUCCAGCCCCGUGGUCCUGGAGGAGGACAGUGUCCAGUUUAACAAGCUGUCCUACCUGGGCUGCACCUGGGUCAAAGCCCCCCGCAACGAGGCAGAGGCACAGGGGGCCAUGACCACCCUGCGAGCAGAGAGCGCCAUCCCCAUCCCCAUCACCCUACAUGUCCCCUGCGGACCAGAUGGCUCAGUCAGGAUUGUGGACCAGGCUUCAGGUACAGAGAUCGCCUCCUUCCCCAUUUACAAGGUGUUGUUCUGCGCUCGCGGACAGGAGGGCUCAGUGGAAAGCGACUGUUUCUCCUUCACCGAGAGUUACCGGAGUUCUGAGGACUUCCAGAUCCACGUCUUCUCCUGCCACAUUAAAGAAGCUGUCAGUCGGAUCCUCUACAGUUUCUCCACAGCCUUUCGACGCUCUUCUCGGCCGGCAGACAUCAGGGACACGACGCUGUCCGGUCCGCCCGACAGUGACCUCUACACCUUCACUGUGUCGCUGGAAAUCAAAGAGGAUGAUGGCAAGGGCAACUUCAGUCCAGUGCCAAAGGACAGAGAUAAGUUUUACUUCAAGUUGCGACAGGGCGUCCAGAAGAAGGCCGUCAUCUCAGUUCAGCAAAUGUGCAACAAGGAGCUGGGCAUUGAGAGGUGUUUUGGGAUGCUGCUGAGUCCAGGACAGAAAGUCUGCAACAGUGACAUGCAUCUACUAGACAUGGAGUCGAUGGGGAAGAGCUCUGAUGGGAAGGCCUACGUUAUCACAGGAACGUGGAACCCCAACUUGGCUGUCUUCCAGCCAUUGAAUGAAGACACACCUAAAGAUAAACAAGUGUACAUGACGGUGGCAGUGGACCUGGUCGUGACCGAAGUGUUGGAGCCGGUUCGUUUCCUGCUGGAAACUCUGGUCAGGGUCUAUCCAUCAAACGAACGCUUCUGGUACUUUAGCCGGAAGACCUUCAGCGAGACCUUUUACCUCAAACUCAGACAGCAGGCACCAGACCGGGUUGGUCCGAGCGAUGCUAUGUAUGAGGUGGUGAGCCUUCAGAGGGAGGCUGAGAGAAACAAUGAAGGAAGAGGACAACUAGCCUCGCCCACUGAGGAAGAGGAGGUUGAUGAAGAUAGCGACAGUGAAAUCUCUAGUGGGACAGGAGAUGUUUCCAAAGACUGUCCUGAGAAAAUCCUGGAGUCCUGGGGAGGAAUCCUCAACAGAUGGCAUGGAAACCUGUCCACUCGUCCAAAGGGUUUGUCCCCACUGGUCCGCAGCGGCAUUCCUGAGCCGCUCAGAGCUGAAGUCUGGCAGCUGCUGUCCGGUUGCCACGACAACCAUGACCUGCUUGAGCAUUACCGCAUCCUCAUCACCAAGGAUUCAGCCCAGGAAGGUGUAAUCACCCGCGACAUCCACCGCACCUUCCCUGCACACGACUACUUCAAGGACUCUGACGGAGAUGGACAGGAUUCACUGUACAAGAUCUGCAAGGCCUACUCUGUCUAUGACGAGGAAAUUGGUUAUUGUCAGGGUCAGUCGUUCCUCGCUGCCGUUCUCCUGCUGCAUAUGCCUGAGGAACAGGCCUUCUGUGUGUUAGUGAAGAUCAUGUAUGAAUACGGCCUCAGAGCUCUCUACAAGAACAACUUUGAAGAUCUUCACUGCAAGUUCUACCAGCUGGAGAGGCUAAUGCAGGAACAGCUUCCAGACCUGUGGUCCCACUUCCAGGAGCUGAACCUGGAGGCGCACAUGUAUGCCUCCCAGUGGUUUCUUACCCUCUUCACUGCCAAGUUCCCCUUGUGCAUGGUGUUCCACAUCACUGACCUGCUGCUCUGCGAGGGUCUGAACAUCAUCUUCAAUGUAGCCCUGGCCCUGCUCAAGACGUCUAAAGAGGACCUGCUGCAGGCUGAUUUUGAAGGGGCUCUCAAGUUCUUCAGAGUCCAGCUCCCGAAACGCUACAGAGCUGCAGAGAAUGCCCGAAGGCUCAUGGAGCAGGCCUGCAACAUCAAGGUUCCAACCAAAAAGCUGAAGAAGUUUGAGAAGGAAUAUCAGACGCUGAGAGAGAGCCAGCUGCAACAAGAGGACCCCAUCGACCGAUACCAGAGGGAGAACCGUCGUCUUCAGGAGGCCAGUAUGCGACUAGAACAGGAAAACGAUGACUUGGCCCAUGAACUGGUCACCAGUAAGAUCGCCCUUCGGAACGACCUGGACCAGGCGGAAGACAAAGCUGAUGUUUUGAACAAAGAGCUGCUGAGCACCAAGCAACGUCUCGUGGAGACGGAGGAAGAAAAGAGACGACAGGAGGAGGAGACGGCUCAGCUGAAGGAAGUGUUCAGGAGGGAGCUGGAGAAAGCAGAGCUGGAGAUCAAGAAAACCACAGCGAUCAUAGCUGAAUACAAACAGAUCUGCUCCCAGCUGAGCACCAGACUGGAGAAGCAGCAGGCGGCGACAAAAGAGGAGCUGGAUUUAGUCAGGAGUAAAGUAUCGGGCUGUGAUCACUGUCGAGACCUGUUCAGCACCCUUGGGACCCUCCAGGUGUCGUCCCCCGGCAGGGACAACACAUCCAGCGAGCCGCAGGACGAGGAGAAGGACGGGCUGAAUGAGCAGCUGAGGCAUCUGGAGCUGGAGCUGGCCCAGACGAAGCUGCAGCUGGUGGAGGCCAAGUGUCGCAUCCAGGAGCUCGAGCACCAGCGCGGAGUCCUGAUGAACGAGAUCCAGGCGGCCAAGAACUCUUGGUUCAGCAAGACUCUGGGGUCCCUGAAGAGCUCCACCUCCUCGUCCUCCAGCUCCACAUCCCAGACGCCGUCCUCUCCGAAGGAAGGUCCUGCCUAGAUGUCCCCUCCUCCCGCACGCCCCCUUCUAUAUAUAUAUAUAUAUAGAUAUAUAUAUUAUCUAUAUAUAUAUAUAAAUAUAUCCCCCUGCAGGGAUGCACACGAGCUGAGGAACACAGAUUGAGGAAACAAGCAGCAGAGAAAUGCAGUAUUCCUUUUCCAAGUGGUGGCGCGGUGCAGCUCAGCAGCUUCUCUGAUGGCAAAUAGCUGACAAGAUGAGGAGGUGGGGGACGGGAGCAGCCUCCUGUCUUUCUCUUCAUGUUUACAUCUGAGUGAACAAAAAAACAUUUCUUGAGCUUCUCUGCUUCACAGCUGAUGUUACAAGUGAGUGUGGGUCACGAGUGAGGCUUUAACUUUCUUUAAAGGGUCAGGGGUCAUCAAAAGAAUGGCAUCGCUCAUGUAGUGGGACCUUGUGGACAGACAUUGCCACUGCAGCGUUAUUAGUCCUUUUAACUGAUUUUAGGUAGCUGAGAAUUAAACCUACAAUAUGUUCAGUGACAGUGAUACAGCUACGUCACAUAGAUUAAACUGUCACAGCCUAAAAAUCUACAAGAUCCAUCUUCAGCGCAGCAAAGCCACGGGAAUCUGAAAAAGGAAUACUGCAUCCAAGGUGUUAAACAAGAACAACAUAGAAGUUGUAUUUCUUCAUAGUAAUAUAACGUAAACAAUGUUGUCAUAUAAAUAUGUAUAAGUAAUUAUUGAUUUUUUUAAAUAAUCCUGUACAGUUCUUUAAGAGAAGAAGAAAAAGAAAAAACAUAAGGAAGAGUUUUGUUAAUUUUUUUUUCUACUGUUUGCAAUUUGAAUGUCGUCUCUUUUUCGAUGUUGAUGUCUAAGCACAGUGUGCGAUCGAUGUGGUCGAGUCCAAACGCUGAAGAGACAAAGUGUCAAUGUGCAGCGGUUCUAUUUGUCCCUGCUACUUUUCCAUAAAACUGAUUUGACGAUCAUAAUCUCGAAAUUCAACAGAAAAAUCUGAUUCCCAUCUCAUUCCUCUGAGUAAAUUGAUUGGAUUUUCCUGUUUUGCAGCCAUAAUAUUUAUAAAACAGAAAAGGGCCUUCUUCACUUUCUGCAAAUUUCACUCUCAGAAUUUUCUUUUUCAUUUUUUUAAGUUGCACUGACUGACGUCCAUUACAGUUUCUAUAGGUUUUUGCGUUCCUCGUUCACAAGAAGGUAUUUCCUCUGUUCAGUCUUUACAGAAACAAAAAUGGCUUCCACGGGGCCAGAAAGGUCACAGCCAAACAAACACUGAGGUGAUCUCUCAGUAAUGUUGCACAAUGUACUGGACGACUUCACUGCUUCACACAGGUCAUCAACAUUUACUGUAGAUAGAAGUCAGUGCAGUACAAUUGGAGAUAAAAGUAUUUUAUAUAUCAGAAUUCAUCCCUACAUUAACAGCAGGUAUAAUGAACAAGAUCAGGCUAAAUGCCAUCAUUGACAAACACGUUGACACUUUGUUUUAUCUUUGUUCUGGUUGUGAGUUCAGUCUUGAAAGGACGACAACGUCACUGUGGAAGCCAGAAUCUCCGGUGUCCACAGUGGACAGUUGUCAGUGUUGCUCUGUGCUCACAGUUCAGUUAAAAAUAUACUACAAUAACUAUAAUUAAACUAAAAUCUCAAAGCAUCUUUAUUGAUUUUAAAGGAGAUUAAGUAAAACUUCUUACCUGUGACAUUGAUACUAGUAUCUGAAGACACCAGGAGGAUUGUGUUGUCUUUACUUCGUUGACAAACAGCAGUUAACCAAAAAGUCUCUUUUACUCGAACAUGAAAAGUUGUUUUUCAUGUCGGUGCCAACAGUCUUGGUUUAUUCUCCGCUUUUCUUGAAUCGGUGUUUGGACUCACACGUCGUCCGUGUGUGUAUGAUCGAGUGUUUUGGGAUGUGUGUGUAUGUAUAUGUGCGUUUUCCACUGUAACUCAAGUGGCUGAAGUUGAAAUGGUUUCUUCUUCACCUGGCUGCCUUUUCUGUUGAUGACUGAAGCCGGUGGCUGCGUCAGCUGUGCCAUAAGGUUCUCACCACUGCUCCGUCCACCAGUGGUUCUUUGUCUGUGCCGACCUGAACCAGCCUCAUGAAUCCACCAUUUCAUCUGGUCUUACAGAAACAUCAUCAUUUUCUACAGUCGCCCUGUGUCACACAUCUCCACCUGGAGCUUCCCACAACAUCCACCGCCCCCUCGCUAACGGCCACUAAGCAACCCUGCUGGAGGAAAUCUCUUUAAUAACAUGAAAAGCAAGAAAAGGAGGCUGACUUCCCUCAUCCCCCUGUGACGAUUACAGUGUCGUACAACCAGUGUCAUGUAAACUGAGGCCAAGUGGGAGGGAGCAGCCCGUCUUUUAUGUGCACUAACACAACAUUGAUAUUUUAACUUCAAGACGUGUGUGUGUGUGUUUGUUUAAAAGUUACCCUGAGCACAGAGCAUAAUUAUUUUUUAACUGAUGAUUGUCGUCGCUGAGAGGACAGCUGCCAAUUUAUAAUCUGCUUCCAACUCCCAGUUAAUUUCCACGAUCAGCAGGCGGUGAGUCGGAUCAGAAGUGUGAAUGUGUGUGUGUGACACCACAGUCCCGUUACAUGUGGAGCCACUGAUCCUCGACCGGUGCGACUCCAACACUGUUUGCUGUACAAUAUCUGUGUGGCCUGCAUUAAUAAAUUCCAGUUUUUCAGUU